Molecule: messenger RNA, 4988 nt
Organism: Bursaphelenchus okinawaensis
Lineage: Eukaryota; Metazoa; Nematoda; Chromadorea; Rhabditida; Aphelenchoididae
Source: the annotation of a GenBank genome assembly
AUGGGUCAAAUCCUUUCAUGUAAAUUUGGAAAAAAUUCACGGGUAUCCACGUCACAUGGCCGCGGCGCUGGCAAAAACUUUGAUCCGGAUGAGAAAUGGUCGAAUUUGUACAGAGAACGGGAGAAAAAUCAUCUUUACAAAUGGGUUGGUGUUAGGACAGGUAUGCUAAAGUUGAUAUCGCUAGUACGAUGUUGUAGACUUCUCUAAUGUUAUGUUAUUACAAAUUUUAAUAAUAAGACAAGGCAUUAAAAAUACAAGGGUAACAGGCGAUUUUAUUAAAAAGACAAGGUGUUAUAAGAAAAAUAAUUUAUUGUAGGCGGUGAAUUGUUAACGAUAUAUGAGAAAGAAGGUGAGGAUGGAGUUUUGAGGUUUGCUGCCGAAAAGAUGGAGCCAAUGAUGUACGAGAAUGGGGAAAAGACGCAGAUGAUAAAGUUUGCUGAUUAUAUACGCUACAAGAAAUCUGUAGUAAGUGUUUAUCAUUCAAUGUAAAGACUUUUUUGGAAUAUUGUUAAGAUAUUCAUGUUACUUACGAAAAGUUAAUGUAACUUUUAUUCAUUGUACUUUUGUGGUACUUUAAACAAAAAAUAAAGGUGAUGAUUAAUAAGAUUUGCUUAUUACAAAAACUAAAGAUGAAGAAGUUGAAGUAUUAUAUUAUAAAACUUUUUACAGAGCGUCGAAUUAGGCCUAACAGAAGAAGAAACGAUGGACGAAAACAAGUCCAAAUUCAGAGAACACGAAGCUCAGUGGCGGUUGAACAAACGUGGUGUAGAUGGCGAGACAAUUGUUCAUUUACUGUUAAACAGGGAAGAGCCAAGUUGUGCUGAAAUUGCUAGAAUUCUAAUACAAAAGUACUCUGGGCUUGCUAAGGACCUCUACUUGGGCGAUGAAAUGUUUGGUAAGGAUGCUGUAUUAGACAAACAUUGGAUCAUAAGACUCUCCAACAGUUUUUUAAAUGAUAUUAGGUUGUUCAAGUAAUCCUGUGCUCUCUCUCAAAGCAACUCUUUGGGGUUGCAGGACACAAACUUAGUUGAACAGCUUAACAUAACGAUCCCACUUCUAAAAAGGCUGCCUUUGCCAAGACUUUGCUGUAGUAAAAACAGCUAAAGAAAACUACAGUACAAUCCCUUCCGGUCGUAUACCGCAGACCGUGACAUAAAUUGUAGCCAAAUGCAUAGCAUGCCAGUACAACUUGUGGUUAUCUCGAAAAUAUUAUUGCGUUUUCAGGACAAAGUGCGCUACAUUUAGCGAUCGUGCACGACGAUUACGAUACCGUACAGUUGUUAUUGGAAAAGGGAGCUGCGGUAAACGCGAGAGCGUGCGGUGACUUCUUUUUGCCCGAAGAUACGGAUGAAUCCAAUGCACGGAAUUAUAGUUAUCAAGGUAUGAUUUAGGAAGGUUGAAAGACGUAUGGUGAGGCUUAUAUAAUCUUAAUAUGACUUUAAAGUUAUUGAACAUCAAUGUAGACUGUUCUUUUGAAAGGUUUAGAGCUAGCCCAAGUCUAGCCGCGCCAGCCCAAAAACCAAAGUUAAUCUAUUGAUUAAGUUUUGAGUUUUAAAAUCGAAAAGCUUUAAAAUUACUGUGUUGUUUUGUAGGCUAUGCGUAUUACGGCGAAUACCCGUUGGCUUUUGCUGCAUGUUUUGGUAACAAAGACAUUUACGACCUCUUAAUUCAAUAUGGCGCCAACCCGGACUUGCAGGACAUGUUCGGUAACACCUGUCUUCAUAUGUGUGUAAUUAAUUACAGCAGUGUAAGUCGGGAAAUGUCGAUAGGGCUUUUGUACCACAAAGAUUGCGGCCUUUACAAUCAAAGUGUAAAGUUCUUAACAAACAGUGAAAUUAACAACUUGGACUUAAAAAAUUAUUUAUGAUUGUAUAAUGAAAAUAUAUGUUACUUACAAUAACAGGGUAUAUGAAUAAUAAGAUAUAAGAAAUUUUUAUACCAUAACAAGGUAUAUAAGAGAAUGACAUUGCAGAGUAUGUAUAGUUAUGCUGUAAGGCAUUGGCACAAGCCUGCAAAGCCUAACAUUGUUAACAAUGCUGGUUAUACGCCGCUGACUUUGGCUACCAAAUUGGGUCGGAAGCACAUUUUUGAAGAGAUGUUAGAGCUUAUGAAAGUGGUAAGUGAUAGUAAUAAUUUUAUAGCUAACAAUAUCCUAUAAAAGCCUAAUAUCUUUGUCAAGCAUCAUUUUGCUUUUAGGAGUUUUGGCGUUUUUCUGACAUGACAUGUAGUGCCUACCCCUUGGAUACGUUAGAUACUAUUAGGCCCGAUGGAUCGACUAGUAAGUUUCUUAAAAUCGUAUGUGUCUUACAUUAUUUUCUAGCUUACAUGCUUUAGAAGUUCUAAAUCAUAAUACUUUUAGACUACGACUCAGCCUUAAUGACAGUAAUAAACGGUUAUUCACCCGAACACUUGGACAUGAUCGGUAGUGAAGUUAUACAACGUUUACUAGCUGACAAAUGGAAGGCGUUCGCAGCGAGAAAGAUGUACGAGCGUUUAGGGCUACUGGCGUUUCAUUUGGUUUGUCUUUGUUUCGUCGUUUAUCUACGGCCGACCGAAACUGACCGACUAUUCUUCAAAGUAAUGCAAUAUGACGACUAUGUGCGAGCGGUUUUCGAAUUCUUUACGAUUUUAAGCUGCGUCUGGUUUGUUUUUGUUCAACAAGUUGGUGAUCUACGGACACAAGGGUUUCAAGGAUACCUCAGAAAUUUGGUAAGUGAUAGGCUUAAAGCCUAGAUUUUGGGUCUAGGUAUUAAAGUAAUUGACUGGCACUUGUGGGUCAGAGAGCCGAGGUUCAAGGGCUUCCGAGUCUCAGUUUUGGCUCCGGCCUUUGGCUUACAUGACCCGGCCUGGCCCAAUCAAACAUACUUGGGCCAGGCCAAGCCCGGCCCUGGAAGGGCUUUGUGGACUUCUUUUUAGGUCCAAUGAACAAGCUUUUAAUUUCCAUCAGACGCAGGAAGAUUUUUUUGUACGAAACACGAAAUUCUAUUGCAUAUUUUGUAACAGUCAAAUUCUUUCUUUUUUUUGAUACAAUGGCAGGUUUGGACCAGUCUUUUGAGUGUCAUACUAAAGAGGGUUCGACUGUUAUUAAAAGUUUAUUUGAACAAGUCUAAAACAUAACUAUUUUAAAACUAAUUUUAGGCAACCGCCCCAGCAAAAAUAGUUUACCUAAUAGCAAAUAUUUGCCUGUUGUUAUGUGUACCAUUUCGUUUUACUCAACAAAAUCAAAUCGAAGAAGGGUUGUUGAUCUUUGCCAUUCCGGGGUCAUGGAUCUUCCUGCUCUUCUUCGCUCGUUCAGCCAAACUUACUGGACCCUUUGUCCAGAUGAUAUACAGUAUGAUUGCUGGUGACAUGAUUCGUUUCGGGAUUAUCAGUGCAAUCUUCUUGAUAUCAUUUUCACAAGUGUUUUACUUUGUGGGUAAAGAUAUGGCGGCGAAACAACAUUUGCAACCGAACGACGAUGCUUAUUGUGCUAUUACCGGCUAUGACAUUUAUACGUACAGUACUUUCUUGGAGACGUUUGUUACGUUGUUUAGGGCGAGUAUGGGAGGAUACGAUGUAAGUCGAAAAAUAGUGAAAAUGAAAAUUUAUUCACAGUUUGUUAGCUUUAUUACUAGUACUCAAGUAGGGUACUAUGAACUACAAGUAGAGCCUAAAGAAAUCUAAAAACGAGGUAUCAAAUGAUCUAUUAGUAGGGUCCAGUCAGUAGAGUACAAAAAUCCCCCAUUAACAAUACCUUUACAGUACGAAGAGUUUGGCUGCACCAACUACGAGCCUUUGACCAAAACCCUAUUUGUACUGUACAUGUUCGUAAUGCCAAUCAUGAUGAUAAACAUCCUCAUUGCUAUGAUGGGUAACACAUACACGACAGUCAUCACACAAGCCGAAAAAGCUUGGCGACAACAGUACGCUCAAAUCGUAAUGGUACUGGAACGGUCGGUGGAUAAGCAAAAACUAGCCGCUUGCCAACUCGAGUAUUCUAUCAAAUUAAACGAAACCUCCCGAGGUUUAAUGGUUAUCAAACAAACGAGGAAGACCAGAGCACGUCAGAGGAAACAGGCCAUCAACAAUUGGAAAAAGAUCAAGCACAAUGUCAUGAAAAUGGUUGACAAGUAUGGUGCAGAACAAACCAAGUUUUUGUUACACAGUCAUGAUCGUAUCAUCAUCGAAGAGACUGUGACGGGUAGUGCCGAUGCAGUGGCGGCGGCAGCGGCGAUCAACUUGGCGAGAAGUUCGAGCAAUAGAACGCCGAGUCGUGCUGAUAGUGAUAAUAGGGUAGGUAUUGUAGUGGAUGGUUAUAUGGUAACGGCAGUAGGCUUAAAGAUUGUUUUUUAUAGAGGAGGUCAUUGCAGAAUACGGUAAAUUACGGUAUUUUGGGGUAUCGUUGGAUAAAGUAAGGUAGAGUGUUGAUGCUAUCUGGCAGGGUAAGAUACUAUGGAAUAGGAUAGGGUAAAAUUUUUGCAAUUACUUCUCAAUUUUCAGAACGAGAAAAUCCGCUCCGUAAUGGUACCCUCAAGGCCGUAUACUGGUGCUGGGCAGAGGAGGAGUUCUCGUGCCUCUUCUCAUAGGAUACGUAUCGAUUCUCCUCCUAAAAACGAAUUUGCUCCACAUAUACUACAUCAUCAGACUUCUAAAGAACGAACAGAACCUAUGCGGCCGAGUACCAGUAGUGGCCACAAGAACGGCUAUGUGCAUGUUACACAAAGAAAUUUGGCCGCUGUACCUACUGGGACUGUAAGAGGUAGGAUUGAAGUUUUAAAGUUACUUCUUUACUUUACCCCGCCCUACCCUACCCAAACCAUUCUCAUAUUAAUCAACACCCAAUUUCAGGCGUAGACCUCCUACCGAGUGUAGACAUUCCAAAUAUUCCGACACGAGGCCCCAAUUCAAGUUCGAAUUCAGAUGGCACACCGCCGCCUCGUAUUUUAAGUCCGCCAAUCCGACAAGAUAUGUUUAGACAGCGACGUACACGCGAUACUCCGCCUAUUUAA